AUGGAGGAGAGGCGACGCCAACUCAGGUCUUGCGAUCCGUGUCGCAAGGAAAAGAAGACUUGUAAUGCACCGCGAAACCGGAAAGACAGUGCCUUUGGCUCGUGUACCAACUGUACAAAACAGAGGAAGACCUGUACCUUUGGUGCUUUUGCCACCUGGCGUACUGACUUGAAGAAAAAAACUCAUGCGAGGCCACACGCGACGCAAACGUUCACUUCAAGUACUUCUCAGUUUCGCAGCAGAUCAUCCAACUUCAGCUAUUAUGAUCCCAAGCCAGUCGAGAAGUCUGAUGCUCACUGGGAUAGCUCCAGCUCGAGUGCCUCUGCUGUGCCGUCCUAUCUUCCUGGGUCUUUCCUCGACCCCUUGGAAAAUCCAUGCGUGGGACAUUCCGAAACCUAUGCACACAAUUCCGUUGAUCACGAGUCACAAUGGACCGCACAUUCUCCAGACUUCUGGCAGAUUGGUCCCAUGAUGCAGCCCUCUGACUUGCCCCUCCGAUUUUCUGGUGCGGGGGUGAGCAUCUACGCGUCCUCGGCGGAUUCUUGUCGGAGCUCAUCUGAAUCUACCGACCGAACGGAUGAUGGGUCAAUCGCCUCUUCAUCUUCGACGCAAUUUACUUCGCCGCACGAAAGAGAUUGGCAGAAGUAUCUGUCGUCCAAGAAUUAUAGGAACACUGGCCAGUCUCGUUCCAAAACAGGUGACCUGUGUAUUCCAUCCGAAAGCACCGCACAUCAAUAUGCUCGUGCGACAAUGACACAAAACUUGAUUCGUAUCUAUCAUGACAGCAUGGAGAACGCCCUCUCGUGCUGGCUGACAGAGCAUAAUUGUCCAUAUAGUGACUUCAAAAGAAUCCUAGCCCCCUCUGGUCAGGGAAAGGCAUGGGGACCCAGCUGGUCCAACCGGAUAUGCAUUCGGGUUUGUCAACUCGACCGAGCGUCUUCUUCCAUACGCAGUCGUGCUCUUAGUCCAGAAGAGGAUAGGACAGCUGCUCAAGUGCUGCAUAUGUCGAUAAUCGCAUUUGCUUCGCAGUGGACCCAACAUGCACAAAAGGGCCCCGGGCUGCAUGUCCCAGCACCAGUCGACCGAGACGAACGAUCUAUCCGCGAAAUCGUCUGGAAUAAAGCACGACACGCGCUGGAACGAUCAAGCGAGAUCCCCUCAUUCCGCAUCAUUUUCGCCAAUAUCAUAUUCUCGUUGACUCAAAGCCCCUUAAGUGACCAGGAAAAUAAACCUUUGGGUCAGCUUCUGGAAGUUGAUCAGGCGCCAAGAUUUCUAGAAGCCGCCAAUCGCCAACUCUUCAGAUUUCGAUAUACGAUUUCUCGUCUUCAGAGACAAGCUUCGUCAAAUCGCGACGGAAUCUUAAGCCAACCCAUACCGGACACCAUCUACGAAAUGUCAAACGCCCAUGAGCUUUCACAAGCCGAUCCUGCCUUUACAACCGAGGAACACUGCAAUACGUUCAAUCUCUUGUUUUGGCUGGGGGUCAUGUUUGACACGCUGAGCUCUGCAAUGUACCGACGCCCACUGGUCGUCUCCGAUGAAGAUAGUCAGAUUACAUCGGCGGCUCCACCGUCUCAUCUCGAUGUUGGCGAAAACGUCGACCUUGACGGAUGGAAUAUGCUACGGGAGCCGGCUCCCAGAAAACCGGACAUAUGGGAUGACUUCUUUCUUCGUCCUAAUGAAAGAAUACAAGCUGGUCAAGCUCAACUGAGAUGGCCGUGCUCUUAUGAAGAAGCCGCGUCAAUCCUCUCCGAGGCGACCCCCGUUAAGGUAUUACUAUAUCGUCGAGUCACGCAACUGCAAACGUUGGUCUACCGGGGUGCCAGUCGGGGAUACUUGGAGAAGGUGAUCCAAAAAACUAUGUUGGUGUAUGAGCAUUGGAACCGUACCUAUCAAAUCUUCAUGCUCGACUGCGUCGCUAAUCAUGACCUCCUCCCACCUCGUAUCCAAUCUUGGUACGUGAUUCUCAACUGCCAUUGGCAUCUUGCCACCAUGUUAUUAGCAGACAUGAUAGAGAGCAUUGAUCAGGGACGGCUCGGAUGUGAUGCUGAACGCGAGGUUCGGCAAGCCACAGACCUAGUUACCACGUUAAGAACGGAAACUGCUUUUGCCGUUGGUGCGCUCGCUCGCUCUUCCCUUCAGGGUCAGGAUUCGAUUAUGUCUCAACAUUUUCACGAUUCUCUGACUGAAGUGGCAUUCCUGGUUGAGCCGUGGACUGUGGUUUUAAUCCAUGCCUUUGCCAAGGCGGGAUAUAUUUCUCUCGAGCAACUGGAUCUUCUCGAAGAGAGUAAUUUGCUCGCUGAAUGCUUCCGACAAAAUUGUGAAUUCUGUAUUGCCGCGCUAUACUAUCUUGGAAGGAAGUCGGAUAUGGCCUCAAUGGUGGCUCGAAGCAUGUCAAAAUCCCUCGAAUCGAAGAGCUGCAAGGGAUCCUGA
Penicillium chermesinum is the source of this 2433-nucleotide messenger RNA. Its product is annotated as Zn(II)2Cys6 transcription factor domain-containing protein. Bases 1 to 2433 code for a protein of 810 amino acids. Gene Ontology annotation, biological process: regulation of DNA-templated transcription. Lineage: Eukaryota; Fungi; Ascomycota; Eurotiomycetes; Eurotiales; Aspergillaceae. The transcript has 2 exons. The record is from RefSeq and is a predicted model, not a curated record. Gene Ontology annotation, molecular function: DNA-binding transcription factor activity, RNA polymerase II-specific; zinc ion binding.